UUUCUUCACCUCUUUUCUGUUUCUACCGCUUGUUUCCUCUUCUCAACCUGGUUUGUUUUUGCUAACACAAGUAAUCAUUGUUUCGAAACAUCGAUCCAAAGGUGAUUCAACUUGUUCCAUUUUGUUGGGUGCUUAGAUCUGCCCCAAUUUUUUCCCUGAGGGUUACUUCACAGGGAUGAAACGAUUGCGAGAUGAUGCUUACGGUAGCUCUCAAUUUAAGAGGCCAUUUGGUUCUUCCCGAGGAGAAUCAUAUGGCCAACCACAAGCCCCGGGAGGAGGAAGUGAAGGAGCAGGAGUGGCAGGUGCAAGUGUAGUAGGGGUAGGGGUAGGGGUUGGGGUAGGUGGCGGCAGCAGUGCACAAAAACUCACAACGAAUGAUGCAUUGACGUAUUUGAAGGAGGUUAAAGACAUGUUCCAAGACCAGAGAGAGAAAUAUGAUAUGUUUCUUGAUGUGAUGAAAGAUUUUAAAGCUCAAAGAAUUGAUACUACUGGUGUCAUUGCAAGGGUGAAAGAAUUGUUUAAAGGUCACAAUAAUCUAAUUUUUGGGUUUAACACUUUCUUACCCAAGGGUUACGAAAUUACUGUUAUUGAUGAGGACGAGACACCACCAAAGAGAACUGUGGAGUUUGAAGAGGCUAUCAGCUUUGUGAACAAAAUAAAGAAACGCUUUCAAAAUGAUGAUCAUGUUUACAAAUCGUUUUUAGACAUCUUGAACAUGUAUCGGAAGGAACACAAGGGUAUCAAUGAAGUCUAUCAUGAGGUUGCCACACUUUUUGAUGAUCAGCCAGAUCUUCUUGAUGAGUUCACAAGAUUCUUGCCAGAUGCUUCAGCGGCUGCAUCUGCACAUCAUGCGUCAUUUGGCCGGCAUGCCUAUCAACGUUAUGAUGAACGGAGCUCAGCUGCGGUCCCACUCAGACCGACACAAAUGGAUAAGCGAGGCCGGAGAGACAGGAUCAAUGCUCCACAUGCUGAACGGGAUCUGAGUGUUGAUUGUCCUGAUACGGAUGAUAAAACAAUGAUGAAACUUCACAAGGAGCAGAGGAAACGUGUUGAAAAGGAGGGCAGGGAUAGGAGAAACAGUGACCAGGAUUACAAAGAUCCUGAUCUUGAUAGCAACAGGGACAUCCAUCGUCUUGAAAAACGAAAAUCUGCACGUAAAGUUGAAGAUUUCGGAGUGCACUCAGGUUCGGCCCCAUGUGAUGAUAAAGAUGCCCUCAAAAGUGAAUACAUUCUUGUGAAUUUGAUGUAUCUUUUAAUUUUCUUUUUGCAGGUUUCUGAUUUACUUGGGAAGCACACAGAUCUUAUGGAAGGAUUCAGUGCAUUUCUGGAACGCUGUGAAAACAUAGAUGGGUUUCUUGCCGGUGUUAUGGACAAAAAAGCUUUAUGGAACGUUACCAAAUCAACCAGGACAGAGGAGAAAGAAAGGGAGCAUAGGCGUGAAAUUGAUGCUGGUAAAGAGAAGGAUAGGUACAAAGAGAAGUAUUGGGGGAAAUCUAUACAAGAACUUGACCUCUCUAACUGUCAGCGCUGCACUCCCAGUUACAGACUUCUUCCUGAUGAUUAUCCGAUUCCAUCAGUAAGCCAGAGAUCAGAGCUUGGUACUCAAGUACUGAAUGAUCUCUGGGUAUCUGUGACUUCUGGUAGUGAGGAUUACUCAUUCAAACAUAUGCGUAGAAACCAGUAUGAAGAGAGCCUGUUUAGAUGCGAAGAUGACAGGUUUGAGCUAGACAUGUUGUUGGAGUCUGUGAGUUCAACUGCUAAACGUGCUGAGGAAUUACUAAACAGCAUUAACGACCGCUCGAUUGGUUCAGAGGCUCCCAUUCGUAUUGAGGAGCACUUUACAGCUCUGAAUUUACGCUGCAUUGAACGUCUAUAUGGCGAUCAUGGUCUUGAUGUGAUGGACACACUGCGUAAAAAUCCAACCGUUGCAUUGCCUGUUAUAUUGAUUCGCCUGAAGCAGAAACUAGAGGAGUGGACAAAGUGUCGAUCAGACUUUAACAAGGUCUGGGCUGAUAUUUAUGCGAAGAACCAUUACAAGUCGCUUGAUCACCGGAGUUUCUAUUUCAAGCAACAAGAUUCAAAGAAUUUGAGCACGAAAUGCUUAGUGGCUGAGAUCAAAGAAAUAAAAGAAAAGAGCCAAAAAGACGACGAUGUGCUCCUUCGCAUUGCUGCUGGGAAUAGACACUUUAUUAUGCCAAAUCUUGAAUUCGAGUUUACCGACAAGGAUAUUCAUGAAGACUUAUAUAAACUUAUUAAGUAUUCAUGCGAAGAGAUUUGCCCGACCAAGGAACAACUGAACAAAGUAUUGUGGCUUUGGACUACCUUUUUGGAGCCAAUGUUAGGUGUUCCUUCUCGGCCUGACGAUUCUGAUGGUGUGGAAGAUAUCGGGACAUCUAGGCAUGGUGAUGCCAAAACUGAAGGUAUGCCUGCCGGUGAGAGUGAUGGAAGUCCAGGUGCGGAUAGUGGUACCUUUAAUCUUAAGCAAGGAAAACCAGUCAGCAAUGGAGAUGACAACACUUCACCAAAAAAAGUAGAUUCAAGCAAGAACAUCUUGGUAAAUGGAGGUACUUCGUUGAAAGAAGAUGGAUCGAGACUAGAGAAAGAGGUUAGGAACACGAGUGUUGGGGAUAAAGCGUCUGGCUCCAAUCGGCCCUCUGCUUUAGCUGAAAGAGCGACAGAUUCUGGUCCAGUAGUUGGUCUUGUAAAUGAUAACAUUGUUUCCAGAAUUAGCACAGAAUUAUCUGGGCGUGAUGCGACUCCUUUUAGACCAAAUAGUGUUUGUGAGGACGUCCAUGAAGCCAAGUCAAAUAUCGAUGAAGUUCCUUCAUCUCAGCACACUGAUAUCUCAAGACCUGCAACAUUGGCAAAUAGAAGUUUCGCGUUGGCAAAUGGAAGUUUGGCUAAAGUAGCCAAUGUUCUGCGAUAUGAUGAACGUUCUGCCGAGCCUUCCAAAUUUGAGAAAGAAGAGGGCGAGUUAUCACCCAAUGGUGAUUUUGAUGAGGUUGAUUUUGCUGCCUAUGGAGAUAGUGGAUCCCAUGCUAAAGCAAAGCAUAGCGCGGAGAGCUCAUUCUAUAGAGCUGCGAGAGAAGAGGCGCGUCAGGAUGGUGGAAGGGAGAUUGACGCAGAUGCUGACGACGAGGACAGUGAGAAUGUUCCAGAAGGUGGUGACGAUGUGUCAGGCAGUGAGUCUGCUGCUGAUGAAUGCUCGAGGGAAGAGCAUGAAGAAGACGGAGACCGGGAUGAUCUUGAUUGUAAAGCAGAAAGUGAAGGAGAAGCAGAGGGAAUAGAGGAUGGAAACUUUGUUGGUGGAGAUGGCACAUCAUUGCAAUCUUCAGAGCAUUUUUUGAUGACAGCAAAACCACUGGCAAAGCGUGUGACUUCUCCAUCACAUGAUGGUGGGAAAAAAGAUUGUAAUGUCUUCUAUGGAAACGAAACCUUCUAUGUGCUUUUUAGGCUCCACCAAGUAUUAUAUGAAAGACUAUUGUCGGCUAAACUUAAUUCAACAUCUGCUGAGAUGAAGUGGAGAGCUACGAAGGACACUUCCCCACCUGACUUGUACUCUAGAUUUAUGAGUGCUCUAUAUAAUCUACUUGACGGAUCUGCUGAUAAUGCAAAAUUCGAAGAUGAUUGCCGGGCAAUUAUUGGAAAUCAAUCUUAUAUGUUGUUUACUUUGGACAAGCUGAUUUAUAAGCUUGUCAAACAGCUUCAAAAUGUUGCAGGUGAUGAAACGGAUAACAAACUUCUUCAGUUAUAUGAGUAUGAAAGAUCUCGAAAGCCUGAGAAAUUUAUUGAUUCUGUAUAUUACGAGAAUGCACAUGUCCUCCUCCAUGAUGAGAACAUAUACAGAUUUCAGUGUUCAUCUGGUCCAUCUUGUUUAGUCAUCCAGCUGAUGGAUGAUGGGAAUGAAAAGCCUGAAGUGGUUGCGGUUUCCGUGGAUCCUAAUUUUGCAGCUUAUCUCCACAAUGACUUUCUUUCAAUUGUGCCUGGGAAAAAGGAAUCUGGCAUUAUGAUGCAGAGAAAUAAACGCCAAUUCUCAGACAUGGAUGAAUCUUCUGCUAUAUCGGCUGCCAUGGAAGGUGUUCAUGUGGUUAAUGGGUUGGAGUAUAAGAUGUCUUGCAGCUCAUCAAAGAUCUCGUACGUUCUCGAUACCGAAGACUUGUUGUUCCGCGAGCGAAGAAAAAGAAAAAAAAGAAAAGUCUCAGGAAUGAGCAGCAGUAGCAGAUCAUCAUCAUAUUGGCAUCCACAAUCAAGAGUACAACGAUUUCACAGAUUUUUAGCAUUAUGAUACAACACUCUAUUGAAGGUACAUUUAUUGAAAUACACCCACCCCCAAAUCCAAAUGUCAAAAAUACCCCCCCUCAGCCAGAAGCAAUAUUACAAUAAAGAUUGCAUCUUUUUUUUGGUUGUGUUGUAGAAUCUUGGUGGCAUAAAUUAUGGUGAGAACAAAUGCAACAAAUGGGUUUAUAAAAACAAUGGGAUAUGAGGAGGCAUGAGGAGUUGUGUAAAUAGGGAGGGUUUGGUUUGUGGUGAUCAUCUAACUGCUUCUUUCUUGUUUUUUUCUUUUGGGGUUUUGUGUAACAAUUUGUGUCCAAUAGAGGAUGAUAUAUUUUUUUUAAUGGUGGAAGGAAGGGUUGUUAUUGCUGCAUGAAAGAAGGGAAGUGUUGAUGUUGAAAACAGCAAGUACGUACAGGCAUCAGCUAAUGCUAUUGUAGUAAAAUGUAAUCUCACAUAUAUUAUUUUGGUCUCAAGAGUUUUGA
Molecule: messenger RNA, 4757 nt
Organism: Cynara cardunculus var. scolymus (artichoke)
Lineage: Eukaryota; Viridiplantae; Streptophyta; Magnoliopsida; Asterales; Asteraceae
Product: paired amphipathic helix protein Sin3-like 2
Exons: 22
Coding region: 176-4285 (1369 amino acids)
Biological process (GO): negative regulation of transcription by RNA polymerase II
Cellular component (GO): histone deacetylase complex; chromatin
Molecular function (GO): transcription corepressor activity
Source: RefSeq, a predicted model, not a curated record